UUUUAUUAUUAUUAUUUAAAAUAUUACUAUUGUAAUAAUUUUAAUUUUUAUUCAUUUAAGUGAUAUUAUUAUUAUUAUAUUAAUUUUUUCUAUUUAAAUUUUUUUGUUAGUUUUUUGUAUAAUUAUUAUCAUUAUUUUCAUUAUUUGCAUUAUUUGCAUUAUUUUCAUUAUUUUCAUUAUUUGCAUUAUAUUAAUCAUAAUUGUUUUAAUUUUAUUUUUAGUUUUAUUAUUAGUAUUUUUAUUGUUUUUUUAU
This is a messenger RNA of Ichthyophthirius multifiliis, 253 nucleotides long. RefSeq lists its product as hypothetical. NCBI's taxonomy places the organism in Eukaryota, Ciliophora, Oligohymenophorea, Hymenostomatida. The record is from RefSeq and is a predicted model, not a curated record. The transcript has a single exon. The annotation marks the transcript as partial.